CGAGAGCAAGUGUUUUGAUUUAAAUUUUUCCUAAUUAUCAAUAAUUACGGAAAAGUUCGAGAAAAUAAAAAGGAGAAUUUAUGACGUGGCUAAAGUAUUAACCACACUGGGAAAACUCAAGGAUAAUUUGUUGAUUUGAUCAUAAUGGGGCGGCUAACUAUAUGGUUCCUAUUGGGACUAACGUUAAUCGCCGUCUCCAACAAUGUUGGGUUUGUCAAUGCCGAUGUCGGACCAAGCGAAUCAGAAUGUCGACCCUACAUUGAAAAGGCUAUAAGUGAAUUGAAAACAGAUGGCAUUAAAGAUGACUCUGGAGAAUUGCAAUCCGAUCAGCCUCGUAGGGACAAUGAUGACGACGACGACGACGAUGAUGAUGAUGGUGGGAUAGGGAAUGAUGAUGAAAAAGAUACUGUUGAAAUUGAAACUGUCGAAUUGGAUUCCACAGAGGACGCGAAAAGCGCAAACGAUCUUGAUGGCGAUGGCAUUCCUGAUGACGAGGACGAUGAUAUUGAUGGGGAUGGCAUACCAAACGACAAGGACGACGAUAUCGAUGGAGAUGGCAUACCGAACGAUGAGGAUGAUGACAUUGAUGGCGAUGGCAUACCGAACGAAGAUGAUGACGAUAUUGAUGGCGAUGGUGUGCAAAAUUCCAAAGACGAGGAUAUCGACGGUGAUGGUGUGCCAAAUCAUGAGGAUGAAGACAUCGAUGGCGAUGGCAAAGUGAAUCAUGAGGAUGAUGAUCUUGAUGGUGAUGGUACUCCAAAUCAUGAGGACGAUGACUUGGAUGGUGAUGGCGUGCCCAACGAGGAAGAUGAGGAUUUAGAUGGCGAUGGCAAAAAGAAUCAUGAGGAUGACGAUCUAGAUGGCGAUGGUGUCCAUAAUGAUGAUGAUGAGGAUUUGGAUGGUGAUGGCACAAUUAAUCAUGAGGAUGAGGAUCUUGAUGGCGAUGGCGUCAAGAAUGAAAAGGACGAGGAUCUAGAUGGCGAUGGCAAAGCCAACGAAGAGGAUGAUGAUCUGGAUGGCGAUGGUGUGCCAAAUGAAAAGGAUUCGGAUUUGGAUGGAGAUGGCAUCUUGAAUGAACAUGAUAACGAUGUAGAUGGCGAUGGAGUGCCCAAUGAGCAUGAUAGUGAAGAGAAUGGUGAUGAUGAUGACGACGAUGAUGAUGAGGAAGAGGUUAAGAAACGCAGCAAGCGUGAGGUUGAUGCAGCUCCAGUUUUGGAUGUUGUGCCACCCCCAAGCCCAGCUGAUGAAUUCCCUGUCGAAGAAGAAGAAGCCGUCAAAGAGGAGUCUGUUGAAGUUGAAGCUGAACCAGAAGCCGAGGCCGAAGCAGAGCCCGAACCCGUUGCUGAAGAAGAACAGCCAGAAGCUGAGGAAGCAGCCGAGCCUGUGGUAGAAGUAGAAGAAGUCAAACCCACCGAGGAAAAGGAAGAAGAUGCUCCUGUUGAAGAAGCCCCUGCAGAGGAGGCUAAAAAAGAAGAAGAAGCCGAUGAGUCUGUGGAAAAGGAAGGUGUUCAAGAAGAUGCCAUUGAACCAGAGCAAGCUCAAGCCGAUUCGGCUGUUGCAACUGGCAACGAAGAAGACGACGAUGAUGAUGAUGAAGAUGAUACCAAACCAGAGGACGAACUUCUUUGGGAGGGUGAAAUCCCACAAAAUCGCCGCAGUCGUCAACACAUCUCAGAGCUCUUGCAAUUGGAUGAGGAAUUCAAUGCUCGCGAAAAGGCCACCGAUAAUGUGGCUGAAAUUAUCCUAAGAGAUAUCAAACGUAUCUAUGAGAAUGCUGUCAAGCCAUUGGAAACGCUCUACAAGUAUCGCGAUCUUAGCAAUCGUCACUUUAGUGAUCCCGAAAUCUUCUCCAAGCCAUUGAUCCUAUUUAUGGGUCCAUGGUCUGGUGGCAAGUCCUCGAUUCUUAACUAUUUGACUGACAAUGAAUAUACACCCAACUCAUUGAGAACCGGAGCCGAACCCUCUCCAGCCUAUUUCAAUAUUCUGAUGUGGGGCAAUGAGACUGAGGUUUUGGAUGGCACUCAACUGGCUGCUGAUUAUACCUUUGCUGGCCUGCAAAAGUUCGGCCAGGGACUGGAGGAGCGACUUAGGGGUCUGAAGAUGAAGAGCAAGUUGCUCGAAAAGGUCAACAUUGUCGAGAUACCCGGCAUUCUCGAAGUGCGCAAGCAGGUCUCUCGUGUCUUCCCCUUCAACGAUGCCUGCCAGUGGUUCAUCGAUCGCGCCGACAUCAUCUUUCUGGUCUACGACCCAGCCAAGUUGGAUGUGGGCCCCGAAACGGAGGCCAUUCUCGAUCAGCUAAAGGGGCGCGAAUACCAAACGCGCAUCAUUCUUAACAAGGCUGAUACCGUCAAGCCUGAGGAACUGUUGCGUGUGCAGGGCGCCCUCAUUUGGAACAUUUCGCCGCUAAUGUCGUCGGCCCAACCGCCAUUGAUGUACACCACCUCGCUGUGGACGCAUCCAUAUCAGGAUGGCGCACCGGCCCGCCUGCUAUUGGCCCAGGAACGUGCCUUCUUGCGAGAUUUGCGUACGGCCAUCGAUAAGCGUAUUGAACACAAAAUAUCCAGUGCUCGUCGCUUUGCAGUGCGCGUGCGCAAUCAUGCCAAGAUGGUCGAUUGUUAUCUAAAUACCUAUUACAAUCACAAGACGCUUUUUGGCAACAAGAAGCGCAUAUCGGAUGAUAUUGUCGAUCAUCCGCAGAAUUAUCAUAUCUACGAAGGUCUCUCCACACUGACCAACAUCUCGCGUUACGAUCUGCCGGAUCCUGAAGUCUAUCGUGACUUCUUCCGCUUGAAUCCCCUGUACGAGUUCAAGAAGCUAACAGAGACAUGUACUUAUUUCCGUGGCUGUCCCAUCACCAAGCUGGAUGUGGCCAUUGCCUACGAGUUGCCCGAACUUGCCGGCAAAUACAAGAAAAUGUCCGAGGCAGCAUUGGCCAGCAUUGAGGCACAGCACGAACAAUCGGCGGAGACGGGUAACAAUCCGGCCGAGCCGAAAAAGACGAGAUGAGGAGAUAACCUGCCAUUUAUGUAGUUUGUUUUCUUUAAUAAGCAUGAGAGAGUACGGAGAGUUAGAGAUAGAGAAUGAAUACGAGACAGAGACAGAUGAAAUGGGAAGAAUGGGACAUCGGCAAAUGGAAACCGUCUAAUGUGAAUUAACUGCAUCGAAUGAGCUAAUUGAAUAGUAAUGAAGUAAAGUAAAGUAGACAGCGGGAGAGUUAGGAGGAGCACAUGUCCACGAGGGCCACAAAUGAGAGCAUUUUGUAACAACAGCGUAAGACAUCCUAUAUAGAAGAGGGCCAAGAGAGUUUCGAGAUUGAUUGAUCGAUCUGUUUUAGAGCAAUGCGUUGCAAUGUUUUGGUCCAAAGUUUAGUGACCUUUAAGAACUCAAUUAUUUUCAAAUUAAUAUUGCAACAAUUUUUAAUUUUUUCGUUUUUUUCGAUAUGAUUUUCACAUAUUUAAUGUAUGUAUGUAUAAUAUCUACAUAAUUGAACUGAGAGUUUUUUUUUGAGAGAGGUAACUAAUAUGCACAAAUGAGAGCUUAAAUACCAAAGACCAAUCAACUUUUGGUUAGUUAUUUUUAUUGUUUUUAGUUUUAAUUUUUUCAAACAGAGUAGAGGGAGCACACAGAGCCUUUUUUCUUAAUCUAAUUGUAGAUGAGUAGAUCAACCUUUAUCACUUAACUAGAGAAGCAAAGUUUUAUUGAGAGCUGUGUAUCGACGACACAUAUAUCUAACACAUAUAGAGAGCCCCAUUAGCCCUUUCCCCGAUUCCCGCGUAGUGACCAAUCCAAAUUGGCUAUUAUCCAAAAUUCGACUAUUUUUCCCAAUUGUUAGUUUUUCCUUACUUCAAGUAGUAGUAGUAGUAACAACAGCGCAGAAAUUGACAAAAAUCUUUUUCAGAAUUUUGAGAAUUCAGCAAUGUGUUUAUUUUUUCAGAGACAAAACACUAGUUCGUUUAUUUUCAUUUCGUUUUUUGAGCAGGACACCAUAAAAUAUAUCGAUGAUGUAGUUGAUAAGACUUUUUGUAACAAAAGCAAACAGUGAAGACGAUUAAAACAAUUUUACUAAUUUCUAUUCAUGAAUGACUAAAGCGCAUGUGAGAUAAAGCAAAUUAUGUUAAACUAUAAACUUAAACAAUUUUACAGAAAAUGAGAACCAAAUGUAAAAUGAACUGUGAGAGUGGGUUAAAUACAUGAAAUGAAGAAUAAAAACAACGGUAAACCCCAUUUAA
Molecule: messenger RNA, 4229 nt
Organism: Drosophila willistoni
Lineage: Eukaryota; Metazoa; Arthropoda; Insecta; Diptera; Drosophilidae
Product: midasin
Exons: 12
Coding region: 145-3006 (953 amino acids)
Molecular function (GO): calcium ion binding
Source: RefSeq, a predicted model, not a curated record